Messenger RNA from Austrofundulus limnaeus, 947 nucleotides. It is a transcript of the gene bcdin3d, whose product is annotated as BCDIN3 domain containing. Lineage: Eukaryota; Metazoa; Chordata; Actinopteri; Cyprinodontiformes; Rivulidae. Gene Ontology annotation, biological process: negative regulation of pre-miRNA processing. Gene Ontology annotation, molecular function: O-methyltransferase activity; RNA methyltransferase activity. Gene Ontology annotation, cellular component: cytoplasm. Bases 61 to 807 code for a protein of 248 amino acids. The transcript is spliced from 2 exons. The record is from RefSeq and is a predicted model, not a curated record.
AUUAAGCCGACACGCACGUGUUUUUCCGGCCGGACUCAUUUCGCAGAGACGCACGUUAUAAUGGCAACAUGUAGCGAAGGUAUUGAAGAAGUGAAUGACCCGGGAGCUGCCCCUUACGGAAACUUUAGAAACUACUACACCUUUAAUCCUCCUGGGAACCGAUUGAGUCUGAUUCCAGCAACUCUCCUGCGGGAUUUAGGGUACGAGGACGGUCAGGGCGAGGAGGACAUGUUGGUKCUGGACGUGGGCUGUAACUCCGGGGAACUGAGUGUGGCCUUCUACAACCAUGUUGUGCAGCAGCCAGAAGAGGCGACACACAGAAGGAAAGUUCAUCUCCUGGGAUUCGACUUGGAUGAAACUCUGAUUCAGCGAGCGCAGGAGAGGAACCCUCUGCACGGCAACAUCACCUUCCUGCAGCUGGACAUCACCAAGAGCACGGACCAGCUGCAGGACUACCUCAGGCAGCACAGCUGCUCCCACUUCCACCUCUGUCUGUGCCUGGCUGUCACCAUGUGGGUCCACCUGAACCACGGGGACUCGGGUCUGCUGCGGUUGCUUUCACAGCUGGCCUCGGUCAGCCGGCACCUCCUGCUGGAGGCUCAGCCCUGGAAGUGUUACCGCUCGGCCGCCCGGCGGUUGCGGAAGCUGGGCCGCUCGGACUUUGACCACUUCAAGGCCCUGAAGAUCCGUGGCAAUGUAGCAAAACAAAUCAGCGAGCACCUGGAGGGACACUGCGGCAUGCAGCUCGUCCAGAGCUUCGGCAGCACAUCGUGGGACCGUCAGCUGCUGCUUUUUAAACAGAAAUGAAACAACAGACUCAAUUUUUACUGCACUGCAUAUGGACUGCAGGAAUACAAAAAAAUAUUUAUGCUGAUGACUAGAUAUUGAUUUUACUCUUAAAAUGCUUCCUUUUUAUASAAAUAAAAAAAUUAAUAUUUUGUUCAGAA